Molecule: messenger RNA, 5897 nt
Organism: Hemicordylus capensis (graceful crag lizard)
Lineage: Eukaryota; Metazoa; Chordata; Lepidosauria; Squamata; Cordylidae
Gene: FAM120A
Product: family with sequence similarity 120A
Exons: 19
Coding region: 890-4306 (1138 amino acids)
Cellular component (GO): nucleus
Source: RefSeq, a predicted model, not a curated record
UCCUCUCCGCUUCCUUCCCGCCCGCCGCCCUGUCGUGCGCAUGCUUGGGUUAUGCAACCAGCCCGGCCGCUCAGGCCCCAGCGCCCGAGUGUCCCAGCUGCAGGGGGCGGCGGGGCCGCCUAGCCAGCAGGCAGAGGCCGGGUCCAGGCGAGGGGGGCGGUGCGGAGGUGGGAGGAAAGGAGGACCAGCAAGGGAACCGGCCCGGCCAACCCUCCCCUUCAGGAGAGCGCGGGGAGGCGGAGGGCGAGGCAGCCAGUCGCCUCCUGCCCGCCUGGCGAGGAGGAGAGCGAGCUGGCAAGCGGUCUGAGUGGCAUCGUCGGCACCCCCGGCCAAGUCCCGCCUGUUCCGCGGCGGCAAGUGGGUUGGCUUCCUGCGCGCUGUGCCGCUCCCCCCCUUCCUCUCCCUCUCCUUUCCCUUCCCUUCCUCCUCCCUCCCGCUCUCUCUCUCUCUCUUUUCCCUCCCUUCCUUCCCCCGGCAGUAGAAGCCGCAGCGGCAGCAGCCACAGCAGCAGCAGCCCGGAUCGCCUGAGCCAUGGCUCUGUGAGAGCAGCACAUGGCGGCCGCAGCAGCCAUGAACCCCCCACUAAUCCAUUCAACUCCCCCCUGAAGAGCCACCGUGCAACUGCAGCCGCCGCCAGCCACCAACCAACCAAACAGCCCACCCAUCUUAGUUGAAUACUACUACUACUACCACCACCACCACCACCACCCACCAACAGCACUGACAAUAUCCAGCAGCCCGGCUCCAUCACUUCUCACCAAGACCCACCCGCAACUAUUACUCUUGCUGCCUCGCCUGGACAGACGGCCGUGCCCAGCCAGCUCACUCGUCGCCCUCCUGCUGCUGCCGCCGCCGCCGCCACCCGGUCCCCCUCGCCAACGCCGCCGCCAUGGGAGUGCAAGGCUUCCAGGACUACAUCGAGAAACACUGCCCCAGCGCCGUGGUGCCGGUGGAGCUGCAGAAGCUGGCUCGGGGCAGCCUGGUUGGUGGAGGCCGCCAAAGGCCCCCCCAGACCCCGCUGCGCCUCCUCAUCGACGCCGACAACUGCCUGCACCGGCUCUACGGCGGCUUCUACACGGACUGGGUGAGCGGCGGGCAGUGGAACCACAUGCUGGGCUACUUGGCGGCGCUGGCCAAGGCCUGCUUCAACGGCAACAUCGAGCUCUUCGUCUUCUUCAACGGCGCCCUGGAGAAGGCCCGGCUCCACGAGUGGGUGAAGCGCCAGGGCAAUGAGCGCCAGACCGCCCAGCAGAUCGUCAGCCACGUCCAGAACAAGGGCACCCCGCCGCCGAAGGUCUGGUUCCUGCCGCCCGUCUGCAUGGCGCACUGCAUCCGCCUGGCCCUCAUCCGCUUCCACAUCAAGGUUUCACAGAGCAUUGAAGACCACCACCAAGAAGUAAUUGCUUUUUGCCGAGAAAAAGGUUUCCAUGGCUUGGUUGCGUAUGAUUCAGAUUAUGCAUUGUGCAACAUCCCUUACUAUUUCAGUGCCCAUGCCCUAAAACUGAGCCGUAAUGGAAAAAGCCUCACAACAAGCCAAUACCUGAUGCACGAAGUUGCCAAGCAACUGGACCUGAAUCCAAAUCGGUUUCCUAUUUUUGCUGCUCUUUUAGGUAAUCACAUUCUACCUGAUGAAGAUUUGGCUUCCUUUCAUUGGAGUUUACUUGGUCCAGAGCAUCCACUAGCCUCUCUUAAGGUACGAGCACACCAGUUAGUUUUACCACCCUGUGAUGUAGUGAUCAAAGCUGUAGCUGACUAUGUCCGCAAUAUUCAGGACACCUCUGAUUUGGAUGCCAUAGCUAAAGAUGUUUUUCAGCAUUCACAGUCUAGAACGGAUGACAAAGUUAAACGAUUUAAGAGAGCAGUUGCAUAUUAUUCAGCAACUAAUAAGCCCAUGCCAUUUCAUCCACCACACUAUCUAGCCAGACCAAAUCAGUUUGGAAUGCCGGGUAUAGUGCCACCGUAUGUUUCUCCUCAGAUGCUCAACAUUCCACAGACCCCUCUGCAAGCUAAACAUGUGGCCCAGCAUAUGUCUAGUCAAGGAAAUGCCCAAGGUCAGGGUCCAUAUCCCUAUAGCCUCUCAGAACCAGCCAUCACCUUGGACACAGGAAAAAGUCUUUCUGAGCAGAACAGCUACAGCAACAUUCCUCAUGAAGGAAAACAUACACCAUUAUAUGAACGGUCCUCUCCGAUAAACCCAGCUCAGAGUGGGAGCCCCAAUCAUGUGGAUUCAACAUAUUUUCCUGCCUCUUCUACAUCAUCUUCCUCAGACAACGAUGAAGGCAAUGCAGGUGCUGUAAAUCAUGUUGGUGGGAACAAACCUUGCUGGGAAAAAACAGGAAACCAGUCAGAAAAUCAAGCACGUGGGGAUUCAGGAGACCAAACAAAGGCAGAAGGUUCCUCUACUGUUUCUUCAGGAAACCAGGCAGCUGAAGUUAAAGGGAACCAAGCCAGUAGUCCACAAAUCCCAUGUCUGUUGUCAAUGCCCACCAGGAAUCAUAUGGAUAUUACCACUCCUCCAUUACCUCCUGUAGCACCCGAAGUAUUAAGAGUGGCAGAACACAGACACAAAAAGGGGUUAAUGUAUCCAUACAUCUUUCAUGUUCUAACCAAGGGUGAAAUCAAAAUUUCUGUUUCUAUUGAAGAUGAAGCUAACAAAGACCUGCCUCCUGCUGCACUUCUUUAUAGGCCAGUUCGUCAGUAUGUUUACGGAGUCCUGUUCAGUUUGGCAGAAAGCAGGAAAAAAAACGAGAGACUUGCUUUUAGAAAGAACAGGCUUCCUCCAGAAUUUUCACCAGUGAUAAUUAAAGAAUGGGCUGCUUACAAAGGAAAGUCUCCCCAGACACCUGAGCUGGUAGAAGCUCUUGCAUUUAGGGAAUGGACCUGUCCCAAUUUAAAGAAACUGUGGCUGGGGAAAGCCGUGGAGGACAAGAAUCGAAGAAUGAGGGCAUUCUUGGCCUGCAUGAGGUCAGACACACCAGCAAUGCUAAACCCAACUAAUGUGCCCACUCACCUUAUGGUGCUCUGCUGUGUAUUAAGGUAUAUGGUGCAAUGGCCUGGCAUUCGGAUACUUCGUCGCCAGGAACUUGAUGCCUUCCUGGCUCAAGCUUUAUCUCCCAAACUCUAUGAACCUGACCAACUACAGGAACUUAAGAUUGAAAAUCUAGAUCCUCGAGGAAUUCAGCUGUCAGCUUUGUUUAUGAGUGGUGUGGACAUGGCAUUAUUUGCAAAUGACGCUUGCGGGCAGCCAAUUCCAUGGGAACAUUGCUGUCCGUGGAUGUACUUUGAUGGGAAACUGUUCCAGACCAAGCUCAUCAAAGCAAUCCGGGAAAAAGUUCCUCUCAUUGACCUCUGUGAUGGUCAGGCUGAACAAGCUGCCAAGGUUGAAAAGAUGCGCCAGAGCAUCCUUGAAGGCUUAAAUUUCUCUCGGCAGAACCAUCCACUCCCUUUCCCACCUCCACCUGCCAUGCCUUUUUAUCCAGCUUCUGUAUAUCCUCGGCAUUUUGGGCCAGUUCCACCACCUCAUGGCAGGGGCAGAGGCUUUGCUGGAGUCUAUGGCUUUGGAGGCCCUUAUGGGGAAACAGUAGCAACAGGCGCAUAUCGGGCUUUCCGGGUGGCUACUGCAGGAGGACACUCCGGAGCCUUCUCUGGCAAUGACAGCAACAGGACUAGCAAGUUUCAGGGCGGUGUCCAACCUAUUCCUUCUCAGGGAGGGAAACUCGAAAUAGCUGGCACUGUGGUCGGCCACUGGGCUGGAAGCAGACGUGGUCGAGGAGGAAGAGGGCCAUUUCCUCUGCAGGUGGUUUCUGUUGGAGGACCAAGAGGGCGCCCUAGAGGAGUUAUUUCCACUCCAGUGAUAAGAACAUUUGGCAGAGGAGGAAGAUAUUACGGAAGAGCUUAUAAGAACCAGGGAGCAAUUCAGAAUAGUUGUGGAAGAGCAAGAGAAUUAGGGACUGACUUUAACAAUUGGACAUUGAAACAUAGCAACUCUAACAUGGGCAAACCUCCUUAUGCUGCUUCAGCAGAAGAAGUGGCCAAAGAACUUAAGUCAAAAUCAGAGGAAUCUAAGUCCUCGAUUGUGUCUUCAGAAGGAUCCCUGGCUGAAAAUGGAGUAGUGAAUGAGGAGAAACCAGCUUCCCAGAUGAAUGGAAAUACAGUAGACGUCAGGGCUUCCAACCAGUCUGAAAGUGCCUUGAGUAAUGACUCUAAAAUGUGCAAUACAAAUCCUCACUUAAAUGCACUAAAUGUAGACAGUGUUUGCCAUAAAGAUGAUGCUCUUGAGGCCACUGUCUUAAAAAAAGAAGAGUAAACUUAUUUUUUAUAGAGGGUGAAGGAUGUUGGAAGGGUCAGGAUUAGGAAUAUCUGGAAAGAAAGAGAGCCUACAGUAACGUACAUUUUUUUCCUUUCCAUAAGAGAAAAAUGAGGACUUUGGAAAUUCGGAUCCCUCUUGGAUGUCAGAGAUUUAAGGAACACAUUUUUAGUUUUAACCAGUUGUAGUCAAAAUGCUACAAUACAACAAAAAUGAAAGAGAAUGAAGAGCAUUUGACUCCCGCACUUAAAAUGAAGUAUACACAAAGUUUAAACUGGUUAUGACAAAAGCUUGUAGUUUUUGUUUCUUGAAAUAUAUAUUAAAAAAAAAACAAAUUUUGGCAGUCUUUCAGUAUAUAUAGCUUAAAAUAUAAUUUUUAGUACUUGGCACCAUAUGUAUGCCAUUAUAUUUGAUUUUGCAUUACUGUGUCACAAAGCUUUCUUUAAGGCUUUGAUUUCAUGAUUAUGGGGGGGAAAGGCACAACCACAGUUCUUUCUUUUCUUAGAUUUCAUCACUGUUGAUGUGGUUCUUUAUGUUUAAAAUGUGCAAACUAUCAAAAUUUAAAAAAUUAUAGAGUAAUAUUGGAGUUCUGCUGAUUUUAAAUAUACAUCAUACAUACUUUACAAGCAAGUUAAAAUGGAUUUAACUUGAAAAUCAUAGAAGAUGCAAAUGACCUUUUUCAAAAUAAACACAAUGUGUUCUGAUACUUUUUGUGACUAAUACCAUGCAUCCGUGAUCAAUGAACUAUGUGGUUUUGAAUCAGACGUAGACCAUUAGUACUACUAUUUGAGCUAAACUUCUGCAUGGUUCAUAAUUUUUAAAGUGUGUAGUUAAUAUUAUGCAUGUUAUUGUCCUCUUUCUUCCAUUCUUACAAGUACUGUGCCCAUUUGCAAAACAAAAAAAAAGCUAAUAAUCAGUAAUAGUCCUAUAAAAGAUGUUAACUAUGUUUAGUCAUUGACUGAUCUUGCUCUAACCUUAAAAUUUUGUGAUUAUUGACCUCUGUUGCAUUUAUUCUAAAACAAAAAAAUUAUCUAGCCGUUUUGAAUAUCAACGUUACCCUGGUGUACUCAUUGCUGUAUGCAUUAUUGUUCUCUGUUGCUGUUUUAUGCCUUCAUAUUAGCAAAUAUGAAAUUCUGUGGAAAAACACAAAAAAAAUAAGCUUUGAUCUUCAAGAAAUACCCCCCUUCUGUAGCAGGAAACAAAUGGCUUGUUCUUGAGAACUUUCCCAUCAAGAAUUUAGUAUAAGCAAAUAUACCUGUAUCAUUUUGAUGUUUUUGUUAGUGUUUCCAAACUUAAUGUACUUCAAAAUCAGAAUCAUUUCUUUAUAUUCGUUUUCAUAUAAUUCUCCUGAUGCUCUUCAUCACACAUUAGUGAUCAGAAAUGAGGUGUAAUUCCCCAUACCCUGCCCGCAAGAGCUAAGUAGGUAUCUUAAUGUAAGUUGAAGGGAGUUCUGCCCCAACUCAUGGAUUGUGCAAGAAUGAACUACUGUUGGGUUUGAUUGGUUGUAGAUGGAUUGUGGUGUGGUGUAUUUGAAGGCUAUUGAAUGCAACUUACAAUGCUUAAUAAAAAUCUUUAUUCUUUUAGUAUAAAA